UAGUUGGCAUAAAGUAUAUAAAAAGCCUGACAGUCAUAUUGUGGAUUUAUAGUCCACAGAGCAAUUUGUAUUGACAGAUUGAGAUUAAUUUUUUUUUAAUCGAGUUGAAUUUUUCUAAUACAGUAAUAAAAGCGUAGGACAACAAUAUAGGGAAAAUCUCGAGAGUGGCAAAUUCCAGAAUUCGAAAAAAACUAUUAUUCAAACUGAUUACCCAGUCACCCCCAAAAAAUAUCGAAAGUCAGAAAAUUGUAUGAAAAAUGACAAGCCCGAUGUUUUCUCGACCAAACCCUGGUUUUGAUCGAAGUUAUGUUGCUGAAGCUCAUGAACGAAAAACACCUUCACCUUCCACAGCAUCCCCAAGACUUUCAAGAAAAGUUCACAAUGAUUUGACUGAUACAGAAAAGUCUGGAAUUCCUCUGAACACACCAUGGACCAUGUGGCUGGACAGAUCUAUCCCAAGAACAACCGCAAGUGAAUAUGAAGCUACACUAAGAAAAGUCUACACCUGCUCCACUGUUGAGAGUUUCUGGGCAGUCUACAACAAUAUACCAGAACCAUGUUCACUGUUGAUAAGAUACAGCUACCAUCUGAUGAGAAAUGAAACUAAACCAAUGUGGGAAGAUCCAGUGAAUAAAAAUGGAGGUGUUUGGAAACUAAAAUGUCACAAAUGGGCAACAAAUAAAGUUUGGAAGACUCUUCUACUUGCAGUCAUCGGAGAACAGUUCAGUGACAAUGUUGGAAAAGGUGAUGAUAUCAUGGGUGUAAGUGUGAGUAUCAGAGAAAAUGAAGAUCUUAUUCAAAUCUGGAGUUACAACUGGGAACUUGAACCUGCAGCAACUGUUUUAGAUAAAUUGAAAGAACUUCUUCCAGAUGUAACAUUUCCAACAGUAUUUUAUAAACCACACCAGCAGCACUACGCCUUCGAGCCCCGAAGACAUAUGUAAAACAUUAUUUUUUUAUAUUUCAAUAUCUGUUGUACAUAGUUUUAUAUUUUUAAUAUAGUUUUAGUGCAAUUUGUCUAUCUGUAUAGUACUAUGUUUUGGCCUAUAAAUUAGACAAAGUAAAAGCAGAUUUUACUGAUUUAUAUCUUUGAGUUGUAUUGUCCAUUAUUAUGUAGUAUAUAUAACCGAGUGCGAUGCUUUACCUUCCAGAGUAUCUAUUAUGAAUAGUUAUGGUCUAAUUAUUAUGAAUAACAUAAUUUAUCAAAUACAAAAAACUACAGGAACAGUUUGAAAAAAUUAGAAAACUAAUUAUAUUCGGGCACAUACCAGGAAUGGCUAAGACAAAUUAUGGGUAUUUAAUUUACUAAACUCAUUAAACUGGCAUUAUGAAAAAAUGGUAUUCAGUGUAAUAUUGAAUAUAUAUUCUAAACUCAGUGGUAUUUAGAAGGUAUUUGAUGGGACUGACAUUGACAGGGAAUAAAUAUGAAUUCAUGAUCUUUGUAAUUUCCGAUUUUGCGAGCAGAUUCUAUUCUGCAUUUAUCUUAAUUAGUAUAUAUGUACGUUUAUUUUCCUCAAAAGUGUAGCAGUAUUUGCAUAAUAUUGAAACAAUAUAACAGAGAUGGGAUACAUGUUUGCAGUAUCUCUGCAAAUUUAUGCCACUGAUAAUGAUGGUUCUUCAUAAACAUCUUGUUAUACUGUUACAUUUGUCGCUUUUUAAUCCUCAAAAUUUUCAUAAUUUUUCAGUCAAGGGCGUUAGCGCACUGCCGCAAAUAAUUAAAUAUAUAUUAGUGAUUUCUUUAAUCUUUUUUAUGUAAUUUUAAUCUUUUUUUAAAUAAUUUUGCUUGUAUUUCCAUGUGAUAUAUCCUUAGUUUCUGUAACAUCUUGAUGCCGUAAUUAUAUCUUUUAAUCUCAAAUAAUUUUGCUGUUUUGUUUGACCUUAAAGAGAUACUGCAAACACACUUAUGUAUGUUUUCCUCGAGCUCUUGCUUACUCACAAUAUGCUUCCAAAUUUAUUAUUUAAAAUUGAACUAGUUUUUGUGGAUAACCGUAUAGUCUGGGAUUUUAUAAAAUUUUCAAUUUGUAUUUUUUUUGGUUGCUGUGACUAUUUCCCAAUCUAAAUUAAAUCACGAUUCAUUCAAUUUUGAUGGAAUUUUCUAAUGUUUCUUAAAUUGUUAACAAAAUGGGUCAAUUACCCACAAUGUCCCAUCUAUACCAAGUUCCCUUUUUAUUGUUGAAACCUUUUUUUUUUGUGGCUUUUCAUUUCAAGUGUGAUUCUGGUAAAACUUUUACAGCCUUAUGAAUAAAUAUUGUUAUUGCCUGUA
Messenger RNA from Styela clava, 2263 nucleotides. RefSeq names its product eukaryotic translation initiation factor 4E type 3-like. Gene Ontology annotation, molecular function: translation initiation factor activity; RNA 7-methylguanosine cap binding. The record is from RefSeq and is a predicted model, not a curated record. NCBI's taxonomy places the organism in Eukaryota, Metazoa, Chordata, Ascidiacea, Stolidobranchia, Styelidae. Gene Ontology annotation, cellular component: eukaryotic translation initiation factor 4F complex. Gene Ontology annotation, biological process: translational initiation.